AUUUUUGCUAGCAAGCAACAAAUUCUUGUAAUAAAGAAACGAUCCUCUACAUAGAUCAAAUUUAUAAAUAUAUAUAUUUUUUUACAUUUUUAUCUAUAUAUUUUGUAAUUAAAUACAAAAAACAAACCAACAACAACAACACAUCAAAAUGUUUGCUAAGGUAGUACUAUUAGUCAGUGUAUCCUUGUCUAUGACCAUGGCGGCGCCCGGUAUUUAUGGCGGUUAUGGUGGUCAUGGUGGUAUUGCCUUAGCAGCAGCUCCAGCAGUAUCUUAUGCUGCUCCUGCUGUUUCCUAUGCUGCACCCGCUAUUUCUUAUGCAGCACCCGCUAAAGUUGUGGCAGCUGCACCCGCCAUUGUUGCCGCUCCCAAAGUUGUAGCUGCUGCUCCAGCUAUUGUUAAGGCUGUUGAGCCAGAACCUUUCGAUCCCAAUCCUAAAUAUAGUUUUUCAUAUGGUGUAUCUGAUCAUUCUACUGGUGAUUCUAAAGCGGCCGAAGAACAUUUGGAAAAUGGUGUCAUCCAUGGAAGUUACUCAUUGACUGAAGCUGAUGGCUCUAUACGUAAGGUCACCUAUACUGCCGAUAAAAUUAAUGGUUUUAAUGCAGUUGUUGAAAAAUCUGGUCAAGCCAUCAUUGCUAAACCAGUUGCUGUAGCCGCCGCAGUACCAGUUGCCAAAGUAGCCUAUGCUGCACCAGCUGUAGCCAAGGUAGCUUAUGCUGCACCAGCUGUUGCUAAAGUAGCUUAUGCUGCUGCUCCUGCCUACUAUGGUGGUUAUCAUCAUUAAAUAAAUCAAACUAUUAAGCAUGGAAACAUCAAGCGUCACCACCAUCAUUAUCACUUUCAUAUUAUUGAGUCAUAAAAAUUCUAGUGACAAUUUUGUUAAAAAAAAAGAAAUCAAACCAUAAAAUGACCAUUAAGCUAUCGUUAUUUGGACUUGUGAUCUUGAAAAUCUACUCUUUAUUAUAAAAGUAUUAUUAAUUAUUUUCCCAAUAAUUAAUAAUACCUAAUAAUGUUAUUAACUUAUUAUUUAGUUUUAAUCAUAUCUAUUCAUAUUCACCAUCAUAUAUACUUCGGUUAUAUACUCACUCACUCAAAUACGCUCUCAAACUUAAAACUUACUCACUCACUCUCUCUCUCUUUCACUCAAUCAACUGUCAUUCGCUUUUCGUAAAAAAAAAAAAAAUAAUAGUAUUUAAAACUUAAUUUUUUUUAUUAAGUUAUAAGACAUUGAUUGUCUUAUGAUUUUUUGUUUUUGUAAUAUAUGUAUAUAUUUUUUUUUUUUUGUUGUUUAUUAUUAAUUUUUGAUUCUUUCUGCUUAUUUUGUUAUUGUAAUUUUGUUUUUAUUUUGUUGUAAAUAAUCCAUAAUUAAUCUUAUGCUAUUGUCAUCUCUUGUGUUGGUGUCAAUAGUAUUUUUUUUUUUGUUAAAAAAAUAAUAUUUUAUAGAAUUUAAGUGACACGAAUUUUUCUCGUAGAAGAAUCGUGUUAAUAACUUUAGAAAACAAAAAAAAUCAAAUCUAAAAACUAUAAAAGAAUGUAGAGGAAGAAGAAGAAUCGUGUGCAUUUACUGAAUAAAGAAUUCAGUACAAAAAUAAAAUAUUAAAAUAUGAGUUUUUAUUAAAAAAAAUGUAACUAGCUAUACCCAGUGUGCUUUGCUACCCUUUAAGCAAUACAAAUAAAAAAUCCGCUUAAUAAUUUUGAA
This is a messenger RNA of Lucilia cuprina (Australian sheep blowfly), 1696 nucleotides long. It is a transcript of the gene Cpr64Ac, whose product is annotated as cuticle protein 21. Bases 149 to 781 code for a protein of 210 amino acids. The transcript is spliced from 3 exons. Gene Ontology annotation, cellular component: extracellular matrix. NCBI's taxonomy places the organism in Eukaryota, Metazoa, Arthropoda, Insecta, Diptera, Calliphoridae. The record is from RefSeq and is a predicted model, not a curated record.